GGCACUCCUUUUAUUUUGCGCCUUCUUGGGUUAAGCAUUUGAACUCGGCGAUCCAACGCCGUUGGAUCGACCGGCGGAAGUUGAAUGCACGAUGCAGCGGCUGCGGAGUUCAGGGACCUCAAUUCUGGGUUCAUUUUCAGCACCGAAUGUUAAGAGAAAAGCUCAAAACUCAUGGGCUGCUGUGCAGGACACUUAUUUCUCAACCAAGGAUACAUUUGAGAGACAUCGUGUGGUGUUUACAGUUGGUACUUCCGUAGCAUCAGUCGCCACAGCUUGGAUCGGGUAUACUUUACGUCAUUUGCGUGACAGCAAGGUUGAUCAAAGGCUUGAAUCGAUUGAAAGAAUUAUGAAAAACAAUUAUGAUCUUGAACAUAAAGAAAUCCAAAGGAUUGUUGGUUCAGGAGGCCUCAGUGUUCCUGCUUGUGUUGCUACUGCAGGAACUACCUUAUUUAUUGGAAGAUAUUCCUCACUAAUGCUGAGAUUCAUGGAGCUAACGAGCCAAGACAUGACCAUGGAAUUUUCUAUGUACCAUGUAUCAUGCUUGGGAUCGUCUGUUGCAGGUUGUGUUGCUUCACCAGUGAGGUAUGGCUUGGGAUGGCGAAGUGGUAGCUGGUAUGCAAAUAGGAAGUUUAGAAAAGAGCAGAUGAAGAUGCUAGGACUGAUUAAGCCUAAAAAAUGGCAACUACUUGGGAAGAUACAACCCAGAGCGUGGCAAUUCAUUAGAAGACCUUUGAAGAGAUCCAAAGUACAAGAAACUGCAGUGGAGACCCCGAAUAAAUCAUCUGUUUGGCCAAAUGAGUCACAUCAGUCUUGCUAGGGUUGCGGCUGAAGUUGCUGUAUAGGCUUUGAAUAGUGGCGGUAUAGUUCCAAAAGGUUUUAUAGUUAACACUAAUAGUCAUUUUUAGCAUUAUAUGAAAAUUCAGGUCAACCCGUUCGAUUGAACUAGCAAGUCAUUAAACCAGUGUCUUAACCGGUUUAAUAAAAUAUUUUGUUCAUGACUAGUUUGAUUGUUGUUUGACUACAAUUUAAUCAUUAACUCUUGAAGUAGUAUUUUAACUGGUUCAAUUGACCAUUCAGUUUUCAAUA
Messenger RNA from Prosopis cineraria, 1086 nucleotides. RefSeq lists its product as uncharacterized. The record is from RefSeq and is a predicted model, not a curated record. Lineage: Eukaryota; Viridiplantae; Streptophyta; Magnoliopsida; Fabales; Fabaceae. The transcript has 6 exons. Bases 92 to 817 code for a protein of 241 amino acids.